Molecule: messenger RNA, 1356 nt
Organism: Closterium sp. Yama58-4
Lineage: Eukaryota; Viridiplantae; Streptophyta; Zygnematophyceae; Desmidiales; Closteriaceae
Source: the annotation of a GenBank genome assembly
AUGGUUCCAGGGUGCCGUAAGAGGCAUCGGGCCGAGAAGUCUGCAUGUGACACAGCUGCUGCUUGUGCAGCAAUUAGGCUACAUGAAACCACAGAGACAGGAGUUGAAGCAGCAGAGGCAGGUGAAGCAGCUGAACCCACAACAGCGCUGCCUCAAACAACCACCACAUUGACAGGACCACAGGCGGCACCACGUGAAGCAGCAGCAGAGAAACCCGAAGCAGCACAAGCGAUGCUCAAAGCAGCGCCAACGGUACCUGAAACAGCCACCACCAUGCCAGAAGCACAAGACGCACCAUGUGAAGCACAAGACGCUCCAUGUGAAGCACAAAACGCACCAUGUGAAGCACAAGACGCUCCAUGUGAAGCACAAAACGCACCAUGUGAAGCACAAGACGCUCCAUGUGAAGCACAAAACGCACCAUGUGAAGCACAAGACGCACCAUGUGAAGCAGCACCCAACACAGUCUGCACCGAUGUGGGCAUGCAUGAGAUGGCAGAGCAGGAAGUUGCAUUCCGCAAUGGGGGCAUGCAUGCGGACGCUGCAUGCCAGUCACAUGGGGAGAAGCAAGGGGGAGACGAUAUGGAAACACAGGAUGACUUGUGCAGUGCGGGUAUGCAUGUGGACGCCCAACGCCCGCCAGGUGAAGACAUGCGAGACGAAGAAAAGAUGGCAAUGCAGGGCAACCCGUGCAGUACGGAUAUGCAUGUGGACGCCUCACAUGCACUACAUGAAGAGAAGCAGUGUUCGGAAGGCGGGUUGAUGAGCAAAUCGGUGGUGGGAUGCAAGUGGGGCUUGGCCGCGUGCACGACGCCUGGGGAGUCCGACAAGUCAUUGUCGCUGCAGCGGAAUGCGACAGCGAGUCGUCGCAAGCCACCUCUCCUAAUGCUUCACGGCUUUGGCGCGUCGGCGAUCUGGCAGUGGACCAAUCAGGUCGCGGCGUUCUCGCGCGACUUCGACGUGGUUCUGCCGGAUCUCGUCUUCUUCGGCGGAUCGCGCAGCCGCAGCGAUCAACGGUCGGAAAUGUUUCAGGCUGACGUCAUGCUGCGCCUGCUGGACCGCCUCGAGAUUGCCGAGUGCGCGCUCGUCGGGCUCAGCUACGGCGGCUUCGUCGCAUACAGAAUGGCCUGCUUGGAGCCGGGCAGGGUGCAGCGGCUGGUGCUGGCAGGGUCAGGGCUGAUGACGUCAGCGGAGGAGCAUGCAGCAGUGCUGGGCGAGUGGCAGGUGGAGCACAUCGCGGAGCUGCUGCUGCCCGAUGAUCCCCAGGGCGUGCAGCGCCUCAUGCACCUCGCCUAUGCCCAUGAUGCACCGGUUCUUCCUGCCUGGGUGCUGCGCUCAACUCAUGAGGUGAGUUAG